GCAGCUGCCAAUCUCCCAUCUCUACUCUCCUCCCCGUAUCCUUUCGCUCUUAAACACCCAUCACAAUGUUCAAGAGCGGCCUCGCCCGGACCUUCGGGAGGGCUGCCUAUGCCCGACCGACCCCUGUGGCUCGUCGCGCAUUCGAGCCUCUCCGAUCCAAUGCUCUUCCUGCUCUGAAUGCCAGGUUCGCAAGCACAGAUGCUGGUCUCGUUGGAAAGAUUCACCAAGUUAUCGGUGCCGUCGUGGACGUAAAAUUCGACACCGAUUCUCUUCCUCCCAUUCUCAACGCUCUGGAGACCCAGAACAACGGCCAGAAGCUUGUGCUCGAGGUUGCUCAACAUUUGGGAGAGAAUGUUGUCCGUACAAUUGCUAUGGACGGUACCGAGGGUUUGACCCGUGGUGCUACUGCCCAUGACACUGGCUCGCCCAUCACGAUCCCCGUCGGCCCUGCUACCCUCGGCCGUAUCAUGAACGUCACUGGUGACCCCAUUGACGAGCGUGGCCCCAUCAAGGCUACCAAGUUCGCUCCUAUCCACAAUGAACCGCCAUCCUUCGCCGAACAAUCCACCUCUGCCGAGGUCCUUGUUACUGGUAUCAAGGUUGUCGAUUUGCUUGCCCCCUACGCCCGUGGUGGUAAGAUUGGUCUCUUCGGUGGUGCCGGUGUCGGAAAGACUGUGUUCAUUCAGGAGUUGAUCAACAACAUUGCUAAGGCCCACGGUGGUUACUCUGUGUUCACUGGUGUCGGAGAGCGUACUCGUGAGGGUAACGAUCUGUACCACGAAAUGCAGGAAACUGGUGUCAUCAAGCUUGACGGUGAAUCUAAGGUCGCCCUUGUCUUCGGUCAGAUGAACGAACCGCCCGGUGCUCGUGCCCGUGUUGCCCUUACUGGUUUGACUAUUGCUGAGUACUUCCGUGAUGAGGAAGGACAGGACGUGCUGCUCUUCAUUGACAACAUUUUCCGUUUCACUCAGGCCGGUUCUGAGGUGUCUGCUCUUUUGGGUCGUAUCCCUUCUGCCGUGGGUUACCAACCCACCCUCGCCGUCGAUAUGGGCAUUAUGCAGGAACGUAUUACCACUACCACCAAGGGUUCUAUUACCUCCGUCCAGGCCGUCUAUGUGCCCGCUGAUGAUUUGACUGACCCUGCUCCUGCCACCACCUUCGCUCACUUGGAUGCCACCACUGUCUUGUCUCGUGGUAUCUCUGAGUUGGGUAUCUACCCUGCUGUCGACCCUCUUGACUCCAAGUCUCGUAUGUUGGACCCCCGUGUCGUCGGUGAAGACCACUACGCCACCGCCUCUCGCGUCCAACAGAUGCUUCAGGAGUACAAGUCCCUCCAGGAUAUCAUUGCCAUUCUGGGUAUGGAUGAAUUGUCUGAAGCCGACAAGCUCACCGUCGAGCGUGCUCGUAAGCUUCAGCGAUUCUUGAGCCAGCCUUUCACCGUUGCCCAGGUUUUCACUGGUAUCGAGGGUAAGCUCGUCGACCUCAAGGACACCAUCCGCAGCUUCAAGGCUAUCAUCAACGGUGAAGGUGACGACCUUCCCGAGAACGCUUUCUACAUGGUUGGUGACUUUGAGUCUGCCCGUGCCAAGGGUGAGAAGAUCUUGGCCGAACUCAGCUCGUAAAUCAUGUAAUAUCUGUCACUGCUCCUUUUCUUUUGUCAUUUGCAUUUGUCUCCGCUUUCUUUUAGCGCGUGUGUAUAUUACCCGUAUAAAAGAAACAGGAUUUGAGAAACUUUUUACCAGGAGAGGAGCUGUGAUAAAAGCUUAUGAAAUACCAUCGGUUGUAAAAAUAGAUUACUUCUAGCCUGGUUCUACCUAGCUAGACAAUGCAUUUCCUUUGUUAUAGCCCAAACUUUUGUCAAUAUUAAGAUGGUUUUCUAAAUCUCCUGAUUUCUGUUAGAUACCUCUAUCACAGGUGUUGUGAUACAUACCUUGAUGUCUAUGAGCACAGAGUCUCAUUAAUUCUAGAUCUAUAUCGGCUCCCAAGUCGCAUGGGAGUCGGCCAAUCCACACUCGCAGUAAAUGUUGAUAGCCAAGAAUAACAAGUAACCUGGGAUCAGUAAUUGUA
Molecule: messenger RNA, 2067 nt
Organism: Talaromyces proteolyticus
Lineage: Eukaryota; Fungi; Ascomycota; Eurotiomycetes; Eurotiales; Trichocomaceae
Product: putative ATP synthase F1, beta subunit
Exons: 7
Coding region: 66-1622 (518 amino acids)
Biological process (GO): proton motive force-driven mitochondrial ATP synthesis; proton transmembrane transport
Molecular function (GO): ATP binding; ATP hydrolysis activity; proton-transporting ATP synthase activity, rotational mechanism
Source: RefSeq, a predicted model, not a curated record